UUUCGUUAACAAGGUAUCGAAUCACACGGUCACAGGUGGGCAUGGGAUGGCUUUUUUUUACUGCAAUUCACUUCCAGCCCGGUCAGGGGCUUCGAGUGCACUUCUCUGCGCCCCAGCUCACGUCCCGACAGGCUUCAAAUUCCAGACGCUCAAGUCUCCAGGUCCAGUUAUCGCAGCUACAGGUUCGCGCCCGCCCGUCUCACGCAUGCGCCCUACGCCUGCAGGGCUCGGCGCUGGGAGCCCAGUUCUUGGUUUAAACCGGCCUCAAUUUACCUUCCCCACAGCCUUCCAUACAACUGCGCCUGAGGCGGAAGUGAGAGGGCGGGGCGACCGCGCGCCCCGCCCCGGAAGUGGGUGGGCCCAGCCGACCCAACAGUCUUCCCGGCCGCCUCCCAGUCGGGUUGGGGCCGAGGCCGGUCCUGGCUUUGUAGCUCGCUCAAGAUGGCGGCGCAGCCACCCAGCGGGAUCCGCCUCAGCGCGCUUUGCCCGAAGUUUUUACAUACAAAUUCUACUAGUCACACUUGGCCAUUCAGUGCAGUUGCUGAAUUAAUAGAUAAUGCUUACGAUCCCGAUGUGAAUGCUAAACAGAUAUGGAUUGACAAAACAGUGAUAAAUGACCAUAUAUGCUUGACAUUCACUGAUAAUGGGAAUGGUAUGACUUCAGAUAAAUUACAUAAAAUGCUAAGCUUUGGCUUCAGUGACAAAGUCACCAUGAAUGGUCAUGUCCCAGUUGGCUUGUAUGGGAAUGGCUUCAAGUCAGGUUCUAUGCGUUUGGGUAAAGAUGCCAUCGUAUUUACCAAAAAUGGAGAAAGCAUGAGUGUGGGCUUCUUGUCCCAGACCUACUUGGAAGUCAUAAAAGCGGAACACGUUGUUGUCCCAAUCGUGGCGUUCAACAAGCACCGACAGAUGAUAAAUUUAACAGAAUCAAAAGCAAGCCUUGCGGCAAUUCUGGAACAUUCUCUGUUUUCUACGGAACAGAAAUUACUGGCAGAACUUGAUGCUAUCAUGGGUAAGAAGGGGACAAGGAUCAUCAUUUGGAACCUUAGAAGCUACAAAAGUGCAACAGAGUUCGAUUUUGAUAAGGAUAAAUACGACAUCAGAAUUCCUGAAGAUUUAGAUGAGACAACAGGGAAGAAAGGGUACAAGAAACAAGAAAGAAUGGACCAAAUCGCCCCUGAGAGUGACUAUUCCCUGAGGGCUUACUGCAGCAUAUUAUACCUAAAGCCAAGAAUGCAGAUAAUCUUACGUGGACAGAAAGUGAAGACACAGCUGGUUUCGAAGAGUCUUGCCUACAUUGAACGUGAUGUUUAUCGACCCAAAUUUUUAACUAAAACAGAAGGGAGCGAGGUGGUAUGUUCAGAAUUUUCCUUAACAUCUAAGACUAAAACAGUGAGAAUUACAUUUGGAUUCAACUGCAGAAAUAAAGACCAUUAUGGGAUAAUGAUGUAUCACAGAAAUAGACUCAUCAAAGCUUAUGAGAAAGUUGGAUGUCAGUUAAGGGCAAACAACAUGGGUGUUGGAGUGGUGGGAAUUAUAGAGUGUAAUUUCUUAAAGCCAACUCAUAAUAAACAAGAUUUUGACUAUACUAAUGAGUACAGGCUGACAAUUGCAGCGCUAGGAGAAAAGCUGAAUGAUUACUGGAAUGAAAUGAAAGUCAAGAAGAAUUCAGAAUAUCCUCUGAAUUUGCCAGUUGAAGAUAUUCAGAAACGUCCUGAUCAGACAUGGGUUCAAUGUGAUUCCUGUCUAAAGUGGCGAAAAUUACCAGAUGGAAUAGAUCAACUUCCAGAAAAAUGGUAUUGCUCCAAUAACCCUGACCCACAGUUCAGAAAUUGUGAUGUUCCAGAAGAACCCGAAGAUGAAGAUGUGGUGCAUCCUACUUAUGAAAAAACCUACAAAAAGAAAGACAAGGAAAAAUUCAGGAUCCGACAACCAGAAGUGAUCCCUCGGAUUAAUGCUGAACUCUUGUUUCGGACACCCACCGUGUCAAGUCAGAGCUUUACUUCCGUGAAGGAAACUGUUCCAAGAGGCCAUCUUUCAGAAGUGGCAAAUACGUAUGCAACAAGACUUCUAAAUAACCAUCGAGGUUCACCCCAGUCUGAACCCGAGAGCAACAACCUGAAACGGAGAUUUUCUACUCGUUCGUCAAUUCUGAAUUCAAAGACUCGGAGAUUGAGUAAUCAGGCAUUUGAAAAUUCAGCCUAUAAAGAUGAUGAUGAUGAAGAUGUCAUCAUCUUGGAAGAAAACAGCACUCCCAAACCUGCGGUGGAUCAUGAUAUUGAAGUGAAGUCAGAACAGAGUCCCAUGGAGCACAGCAGCCUGCAGGCGGAGCCGGUGGCUGAGAAGGAAAUCUGUGGCCAGACCAGCUCCGCAGGCGCCUCGUCCUCCCGAUGUGAUCAGGGAACUGCCGCGGCCACCCAGACCGAAGUCCCAGGUGUGGUUGUUAAAAAAGAAGAGACGCUCGAAGAUGACAUCGACGCAAGGAAUGAUACGGCUGUGCUGCCAUCCUGUGUAGAAGCUGAAGCAAAGACACAGGACACCCAGGAAACCUUUGAUAAAUCUGUAGCUGAUGCUAGUUGCCAGUUAAAUGAACUGAGAAAUGAGCUGCUUCUAGUGACCCAAGAAAAAGAAAAUUACAAGAGACAGUGUAAUGUGUUCACUGACCAAAUCAAAGGGUUACAGCAGAGGAUACUGGAACUGAACGACAAAUACGUGAAGAAGGAAAUGUGCCAUCAGUCUACCGAAACUGACGCUGUAUUUUUACUUGAAAGUAUUAAUGGCAAAUCUGAAGGUCCGGACCACGUGGUGUCUCAGUAUCGGCAAGCUCUGGAAGAAAUAGAAAGGCUGAAGAAACAGUGCAGCGCUUUGCAGCACGUCAAGGCCGAGUGCAGUCAGUGUUCCAGUAGUGAGAGCAAAAGUGAAGUGGACGAAAUGGUUGUGCAGCUGGAUGACGUGUUCAGACAGCUGGACAAGUGCACUGCGGAGAGGGACCAGUAUAGAAGUGAGGUUGAAUUAUUGGAAAUGGAAAAAUCACAAAUGCGUUCACAAUUUGAAGAACUGAAAAUUGAAAUCGAACAAUUAAAAUCCACAAAUCAACAAUUAGGAGCAGAUGUUUCAACUUCAAGUAACAUUGAGGAGUCUGUAAAUUGUACUGAUGGGGAAAGCCUCAAACUUCGAUCUCUUCGAGUUAACGUAGGACAGCUGUUGGCCAUGAUUGUACCCGAUCUCGAUCUUCAGCAAGUGAAUUACGAUGUUGAUGUGGUUGAUGAAAUUUUAGGGCAAGUUGUCGAACAAAUGAGUGAAAUCAGUAGUACCUAAAGUAUAUUUUAUGUGAGAUAAUAAAAAUACUUGCUUAAUCCUCUUGGUUGUACAGCUUUCAAAAUGUAAACAAUUUUGUUUUAUAGAUAUGAUAGGUAACAGACUGAAGAAUGAACCAUAAUCUUUACUGUAUUCUAUGCAUUCAAGUGUGGUCACAAAUACUGUGGACACAUUAUCACACCUUUUGAAAUGCCUGUGAAUCAUCGGUACUGAGCAGCUGACUAGCUAACUCAUGAUUCUGUUUUGAAAUGUAAAUAUUUGUAAUUAAGUCUGCACAUAUUUUUUUAUUCCCGUAGAGGACUUCAGUGUUUUUCACCAAGAGCUUUUCAGGUUGCCCCUAACCUUUGUGCAAUCUUUUCUGGUUCCCAAAGUAUUUUUCUCUGAAGCGAGGACUGUGCCACACUACAAGUGGAAAUGGUACCUUUGAUUUUCUUACAGAGAAGUUUAAACAGGAUUUUUUAAAAAUGGAAUUAUACUCCUAAGAAGAUAAAGUUGUAAGUGAAUUGACCAUUAAUGUUUCUUUUCUAUAAAUUCUUACCUCCUGAAGUAUUUUAUUCAUGGAAAUAAGGUAAACAGAAACUCUCCAUCCAGGAGUUUCCUUGUGCUGAGACUGCCAAUCAUGGUUCAACGCAGUGUUUUUUAUAGAACAAAGGAAUGAUCUUUAGUAUAAAAAAGCAUCAAAAAUAUGAAGUAUCCCACCACAUUUACUUUGAAGCCCAUUUUUGGCUGCUUCGUCAGCAUGGAGUGGGCACAAUAAUUGCUUAAUAUUUCUUUUUGUGAAAUUUCCUGUACAGCCUUUUGUAGGAUUACUACAGGUUCAUGAGAGUUGAGGAAGGUUGAGGAAGGCAGUCUUUCUCAAACAGUGCGGCAUACCUUUCACUAUAGUAUAGACCUAAGUAUUCUAUGGCCUGGGGGUGAGCGAACACUGCCCUAGGAUGGUAGGUUUACAUGCCAGAAAAAUUAAUGCUCUGUUGGUCCCACGUUUGUGCAAUUUUAAAGAGAUGGCUUUCUAUUAAGUAUAACUAUGUAUAUAUUAAGAAUCGUAUUUUCCACACUGAAAUGUGCAUUAUUUUUUUCAAAGUUUUAUCAUUGCUAUUUAUUUUUACUUUUGUUUCCGAACAUUCAGUCCAUGUUUCUUUUGUAUGUAUGCAUAAUUACAUGUCUUUCAUAUACAAUAUUAAAUUUUUACUGUACAUUAACUUCUAGAAAAAGCAAAUAAAUGAACGUUGUUUUUAUUUGCUUGAUAAAGUAAUUGAAAGUGUAUUUUUGGUAUGAAGCUGGUUUUCUGUCCUAAUUGUAUCUGCCCAAAUUUUAAAAUAUCUUGUAAUAAAAUAAAAAUAUAUAUAAUGGCUAACUCUUCAGAUACUACUUUUAAAGAAUUCUAUAUUCAAAUUAUAUUUUGGAAGCUAAAACUGUUCACUGAAGACCCUCAAGUUGAGCUCAUUUUGCUAUAUUAAUUGUAAGUUCUGUUUAGGAGACUAAAAUUCUGAAGACGGAGCUCACCUUGAGAGAAUGUGUGCGUGCGUGCGUGUGUAUGUUUUAUUUUACACUCAAGAAGAGACUUUUUCCUCUCUGUAAAUCAUUUAGGCUAAAGAAAACUUGCUUAAGUGAUAGCAUUGUAGAGCAUGUCUAAGUUUGUGAAUAUUUAUGUAGCAUUUCUUUCUGGAAUUUGCUAUUUUUCCCUUCCUUAGGGUCAGCUAUAUUCUUGCAAAAAUAUAUAUUUUAUAUGGCUGUUAUCUUGCUUAAUGGGAGAGUUAGGCAUAGGAUUAGUAAAUUUGCCUGCUAAAUUGAUUCCUUGGAAGUACUUACAUAUAUUUCACCCUUUAAGAAAAUAUUGCCAGGAUACAAUUCUUUGAAAAUGUAGCUAACAAAAUUUAACAGAACAAUGACAUGGGCUUUCAUGUAUAUAUCAUAUUUAGGUAGAGAUAUCUAUCUUUUGUCGUUAAGUUAAAUUUGUAAGAGGCUAAUGUGGGAGGACAGUGGUGUUUAAACUAGUUCUGACUAUAAAACAAAAACAGUAUGAGGAAGUAAACCAGCAUAGUCCACAGUCCCUGCACACAGGACCCGCUUUAAUUAGCAGAGGGUCCCCACAGCAGGAGUCGGGUGUGGCAUAUCAAUGUGUUUUUCAUUUGGGCCUCAAAUUCCUAAUGUGGGCAGUACUGCUGGUGACUCUGCCUGUGGUCUCUGAUACUUAAUGCUUGCAAUCAGCAGCCCAUUACUACAUUAUUUGUUACUGAAGAAGAAUUAAAGUGAUAACCUCUGGUGGUUCUCAGCCCUGGCUGCAUAUUAGAGUCACCUGAGAAGUUUUUAGGACUCCCAGUGCAAGGAUGCACCCCAUACUAAUUCAGAGUCUGGGUCUGGGUCCAGAUAUCAGUGUUUUGUUUUUUUUUUUUUAAAGGCCUCUCCGUGUGCCAUCAGAACUGAGAGCCAUUGAUCGAUACCUUCCUGCGAUGAGUGUUUACGGUACUGGACUCAGUUCGCUCCUGAAACAGUCAGGAUUGGCAGGGCUGCUUUCUCGCUGGGGCCAGCUCGGAGGGAGAAAGGGGAGCAGAGUUGGUGCCCAAGAUAGAGAUGCAAAUGGAACAGAAUACUAUAAAGUGAAAAGGUUUUUAUCCACUGCUUCCCUGAAGUUAACCACUUUUGUCAACUGUUGCUUUUUGUAUGUCCUUCCAGAAAAUAUUAGCUGCAUACAUAUACACAUUCAUAUAUAUGCAUUCAGUUUAUAUUAAAUUUUUAUAUCUUUAUAUUUGAUUAUAUAUUUGUAUCUCAAGUUUACACAAAGAUGAUACACCAGAUCAUUGGUAUCUUAACAUUUCCAUGUUACUUUUUUGAAUAGGUUUGGUAACAUUCUCUGAUCUGCAUAUGCUCCUAAUGCUCAUUUCUCGCUCAUGUUUUGACAUUACAAAAUAUGAUACUGUGGAAAUUAAUACACAUCACACACACUUUUAUAAGUAUACCCAGAGUGUAAGUUCUUUGAAGUGAAUAUUGAUAGGUCAAAGAGUGUAUGCUAUGUAACUUUUAAUAAAUGUUACCAUCCAAAAAUGAAUUUAAA
Messenger RNA from Hyaena hyaena (striped hyena), 6367 nucleotides. RefSeq names its product MORC family CW-type zinc finger 3 (gene MORC3). Gene Ontology annotation, cellular component: PML body; nucleus. The transcript is spliced from 17 exons. Bases 442 to 3315 code for a protein of 957 amino acids. NCBI's taxonomy places the organism in Eukaryota, Metazoa, Chordata, Mammalia, Carnivora, Hyaenidae. The record is from RefSeq and is a predicted model, not a curated record. Gene Ontology annotation, molecular function: ATP hydrolysis activity; zinc ion binding.